This is a messenger RNA of Jaculus jaculus (lesser Egyptian jerboa), 1512 nucleotides long. RefSeq names its product cyclin dependent kinase inhibitor 1C (gene Cdkn1c). NCBI's taxonomy places the organism in Eukaryota, Metazoa, Chordata, Mammalia, Rodentia, Dipodidae. Gene Ontology annotation, cellular component: nucleus. Bases 118 to 903 code for a protein of 261 amino acids. The transcript is spliced from 2 exons. Gene Ontology annotation, biological process: regulation of cell cycle. The record is from RefSeq and is a predicted model, not a curated record. Gene Ontology annotation, molecular function: cyclin-dependent protein serine/threonine kinase inhibitor activity.
GCGGGCUGUGCGGGGGUCUCAUCCGCGCCCAGCCUCCGCCCUCCUCCUCUCCCCUCUUCCUCCUCCUCUCGCUCCCCUGCCCUCUCUCGCUGCCCGGGGUUUGCGCAGCCCACUGCCAUGUCCGACGUGUACCUUCGCAGAAGAGCGGCGAUGGAACGCCUGGUCUCCAGCGACACCUAUCCUGUGCUGGCGCGCAGUAGCGCCUGCCGUAGCCUCUUCGGGCCUGUGGACCACGAAGAGCUGGGCCGUGAGCUGCGGAUGCGCCUGGCUGAGCUGAGCGCCGAGGACCAGAACCGCUGGGACUUCAACUUCCAGCAGGACGUGCCUCUGCGUGGCCCUGGGCGUCUGCAGUGGAUGGAGGUGGAUAGCGAGUCGGUGCCCGCUUUCUACCGCGAGACGGUGCAGGUGGGGCGCUGUCGCCUGCUGUUGGCGCCCCGGCCUCCCCCGGUGGCCGUGGCUGUCAUCCCGCCUCCUGAGCCGCCGGUUGGCGAGGCCCUCGACGGCCUGGAGGAGGCGCCUGAGCAGCCGCCCAGCGCCCCGGCCCCGGUGGUGGCGCCCACCCCACCCCCAGUCCAGGCCGCGGCCGCGGCUGAGGAACCGGCUUCGGAACCGGCUCCAGAACCGAACCCGAACCCGGACGCUGCGCCCCAGGACGGCGCAGAGCAAGGCGCGAAUCCCGCGCCGCGAGGCCAAGAGCAGAACGCUGAGCAGCCACUCUCGGGGAUUCCGGGACGUCCCGCAGCUGCCGCCGCCGCCGCCGCGGCCGGCGCCACCAACGCGACCAUCAAGAAGCUGUCGGGGCCUCUCAUCUCCGAACCUAAGAGCCCAAGAGAGGACUUGCCGGGAAGCUGGGCAGCAGACGAUGGAAGAGCUCUGGGCCUCGCGGCUGUGGGACCGUUCUGAUGUAGCAGCAACCGGCGAUGGCCGCGAAACGCAGCCUUCCGUCUUGUGUUCAAAAAAAAAAAAAAAAAAUCUGAAAACUGUGCAAUGUAAUAAUAAUAACGCUCUAUAUUGAAAUGUAUCAUGUGCACGGAUACACUGCUCCCGAGGUGUAAAGCUUUAAGAGCCACUUAUUUGAAAUGCUUAAAUUCUGUUGGACCUCAGUGCAAGGGAAAAAAAAAGAUAGGGGCAAAAACAAAAAAGAAGAAAAGGAGAAAAAGAGGGAAAUUCCCCCCCCCCCGUAUAUCUGCACAAAAAGCUUUAAAAGUUAUGCUAACUUAUAUCUUCUACUUAUAUCCAUGCGUGGAUGUCUCUGCCACGCAGCUGCUGGGUUGUUGGUUAUACCAGAGGUGCUACAAGUUCCCACCACAGUCACCCACAGUAUAAAUUGACUUCUGUAGUAACACUCUAGCGGAAGAGUCCCUGCCGCACCAACUGUGGCACAUAUAUAUUCACUUAGCUUGCAUGCCCACAUGCUAUUGGUAUCGUAAACUUGGAGAGACCCUGAGCCAUCUGUACCGCUGCCUGGCUCCUCGUGUGCGGGGUUCUAAUAAAGAGGGCCCAAAAAAAAAA